AUGUCUCCCAAACCUCCCGACGAGAAAGAAUCGCCGGACACUGCGGCGGCAGCGACCACCAAAAACUCCACUCCCGCCACCAAAGAAAGCAAUGCGCCGCCGACAACCCCCAAGGCCGUGCCGGCCCGCCCCCGUGCAGCAACCAUGAAGAAACCACCAGAACCCCCGACUUUGCUCGCCGACUUCCUAAGAGGACGCCCCUCUCCACAGCGCGUCGCCGCCGAGCGUAAAAGAAGAAUGAGUCUCGACGCUGUCAAGGCCGAGCUGAGAGCCGAGAUGCGGCAGGCUGCCGUCGCAAAGGUACAGCAGCCCGGCGGCGUCAGGGAGCGUGUGAACAAGUGGCAAAAGACCAACGCAGCAGCCAUGUCCUCGGCUGAUCCCUUGGCGCCGCCCAGCGAACCUACCGAGCUGGCCUUUCCCGGCGAUACGGAGAGUGUCACGGAAGAGGACCGCGUACGCAUCAAGUUGCGGCAGAAGAGGAUGUCGGCACCAAAGAUGUCCACCCCAAAAAUCCAAGUACACAACGAUGCCCCUGCUGAGGAAAAGGAUGAGACCGUGGAGGACCUCCCCGGCGCAGAGGCCAAGCUGGCGCCCAAGAAGCGAGUUGUUAGUGACGACCAUUGGAUGGCGCAGAAGAGGAAGAAGAGCCCGACGGGAGCAAAGUCGCCGCGGACCAAGGGCGCGAGCCCGAGCCCAACCCCAACCCCUUUGCCAAAAGGGUUCGUGCAAAAGACUCCCAUUCAAGCGCCCAUAUCCAAGAAGAUCCAGGACUGGGCGGCAAAGGUUGAGCUGCCAGAUCCGCCGCCAGUCAAACAACACCGGGCUGCAAAAUCAACAGACUCGCUUGACGGCAGCAGGAUACAGGCAAGGCUCAAGGAGCUUCAAGAGAGACAAGCUACAUUGCCAAAGAAGACGAUGGAUGACGACGGCAUCAGAGUCACGCCGAUACGGACAAAGAAGCUCGAUGAUGACGGAAUCCGUGUCAAGCCGCUCAAGACACCAGUAUCGGAAGGAUCCGGCGUCAAGACGCCGAGACCACAGAGUGCAGGCGCCAAAUCCCGCGAGCGUAGUCGUGGGGCCAGUGCAAGGCAUGAGUCCGCAGAUCACAUUGUGGUGGUUGAAGAAGACGAGUCCGCGAUCGAGGUCACUGAGGAUGCCGAGUCGAGUCUGCCGGCAACACCAACGCGAAAAUCGUCAAAGACACGUAAAGUGAGCCACAAGAAGAAGGCGCCUCCGCCGUCAGACGAAAAGUCCUGGAUCAGUACCUCAGAAUCGGCAGCCAGGGCAGGGAUGGAGAACUCGGAUCUUGCGCCAAGCUCAGUCACCAACGCCCCAGGCGCGAAGCCACUGGCAGACAUUCCUGUGGGAUUUUCUGCAUUUAGCGAGCUAGAGUUGCCCCUCAACAAGACGAGGCAGAAGGCUCAACGCAACCCCAGCUUCAAGGCUGCCGAUGUGCUCAAGAAGGUGGUCACCGGGGGCAAGAAGAUCCUGCAUGACGCCGUUGAGGCCCCGAAGCAGCCCGUUGCCAACCAGCCUCCGAACAUCGAGAAAUGGCUCAACGGGACAGUUGACCCGUUCGUCGAUGAGCCGGCGAAGGAGGAGGAGUCGCCGGCGCCGAAGAGCAAAGCAUCCGAGAGCAAGCCCGCCGACAAGACAAAGGCGCAAGAUAACCGCAAGCGAUCGUCGACUGAGCCCCGUCAACGGAAGCCUUCCCUUCCGACUCAAACUGAGCUUUCGCAAUCGACCGGUCUUACCGAGUCCACUCAGACAACUCAAACAACCGACAUGACUCAGACUACACAAUCUACGGAUUGGACAGAAUCGACUCUCUCCGCAACGGACCUGAGCACGUCGACCGAGAAUGACGAAAAUGUAGCACCCAAGAACGUCGGAGAGAAGGCCAAGGAAAAGUCAAAGACGCCAACCUCUGCAGGCGCGGCUGGCCUUCGCCGGAGAGCAGCUACGAGAAGCUCACCGUCCCCCAUGAAAUCAGUCAAGAAGCCCUUCCGGGAAAUCCUCAAGGAGGCCUUCAGGGGAGAGUCCACCGGUCACCAGACCCCACCUUCCAAGUACAUCAGCGAAGAGGAGCGAAAGCUGGAGCAGGAGUACGAUAGUCCCGAAGAAGAUGACGAGCAUAGACGAACCAUGCGCCGUCGCUCCUCUGGUUCUAGCCGGACCUACUCUGAUCGAACAUUUACUGACGACUGGACGUACUCUGACGAGUCCUCGGUGCGUGAGGACCGGACACCCCGUCGGAAGCCGCCAACGAACGGUGUACACGAGUUGUCCACUAUUCUCGGGUCUGCGGACACUCACAGCACCUACGAUUCGGACAUGACAUCGCAAGUGUCCGAGACUACUAUUACGCAGACCACCGGCCUUACGAGAAGCAAUGUUUCGCGGCGGCGGAGCAAUAAAUCGGGUCUGAAGAGAAGGCUGACUAAACACUCUGAUCUUGUGUCAGUCCUGUCUUUACCAGACGAAAGCCAAGUGCCAGGUAGCCUCAGGAGCAUCAAACCUCGGGCGAGUGUUAGAAAGGCUGCCAGCGUCAGGAGGCCCAACGCUCGUCCAGACACAGUCACAACAAAGGACCUCAUGAGGGAGUUCACGGACGAUGAAAACUUGUAUCAGCGGGAGCUCAAGACGCUGGUUGACGGCGUGGUCCCCGUCCUUCUAUCCACUGUUCUUCACGAGGGCUCAGCCAGUGCCGUAGAUCUUUUUGGUCCCGAGUCUCCUGGCCGCAAGGCAAAUAGCAUGUCGAAAUCCGUGGUCAAUAUGGGAGUUGCACUGGAAAAACUUAAGACCGCCCAUAAGAGGGCAUCUCAUGCGGAUGUCGAACGGCUCAUUUCCUGGCUGCAUACCGCCUCUCCCAUCUACGACAGCUACCUAGACGCCUGGCGCCUUGGAUUUCAAGAUCUCGUCGUCAACCUAGCGCCUGCUGCUGAUCGCCUUGACGACGAGGAUUUCCUCAUCGAUGCACUCCCGCGCAACGCCGAAGGCGACGUCAUUAACGAAGACGGAGAGAGAGUCGACGUUGCGCAUUUACUGAAACGGCCCUUGCUUCGCAUCCGGACUCUUGCAAAGCUCACCAAGGGCCUCCACGCCGCUGUCGGUUCAUACGACACCCUUGCACUUGUCGGCGACUACGACAUGUUGCAAGAAAAGGCCAAGCGCCGCCAUAGAGAAGAGUCUGCGCGGCUAGCUGACGAGGACGCGAUCAACACCGACACAAGUAGAAUCCGUAAUCUCCGGACACUCGCACCUAUGGAAGCCGUCAAGAUCGACCCCAAGCGGCAGGUCAACGCAAAGGACCUUUUCUCGCUCAGUCUCGCGCACUCUAAUGGACAACGCCUCGAGUGCCAGGUUGAACUCAUCCACCGCGACCUUCCCGGCGCGAACAACGACAAGGGUGACCUGCUCAUCCGUGAGACUGGCAGCGGCCGCCGCACAUGGCUUCUCUUCCCUCCCAUGCCCAUGACCGUAAUUUCAGCACGCCGUGGUGACGCAAGAUUCGAGCUCGUUCUUAUGGUGUCGGGCACCCACAACGGGCGGCACUGGUACGAGCUGCUGAGUCUCGUCACAGAUAACGACGAUCAAGUAGAAGACUGGCUUGACAUUGUUGGCACGUCGCCCAUACCACCCAAGGAGCGGCUGCCUGUCGUUACUGAAGAGAGUCUCCCCGAAUCACCGCAGCAUCGGACGGACAUACCUGUAGGCGGGAAGCUGUAUGGCUCAUCUUCAAGAGACAUGUCAUCUCCAGAGCCGUUCGCCCCGAAGCGACCGAUUCCUAGUCGCUACCACAACCGCGGAUCAAGCAUGCCGACGACUCCCAUCCGACGCAGUCUCUCUCCCGACAGAAGUCCAACUCCAGACUCGUACGAGGAGGAGGACAGACACAGGGCUGCGCCGAACACGACUCCUUAUCGCGCGGAUGGUGCCCCACCUCCUCCGAUCCACCGCUCUUUGAGCCCCAAGCCCCCGAAGUUGUCGCCCCCCGUCGAUCUUCAGAGCUCUCGCGUGAAGCGUCGAGGAUCCUCACCUUUGAAGCACGAAUAUCUUCCCUCUGAAGAAUCAUCCGACACGACUCGGUCCGUCACGGAGACCGACCUCUCAGAGAGCGAGACAGAAACGGAAUCCGACUAUACGUCGUCCGAAUCCGAAGAUGACUUUGAUGAUGACAUCCCCGAGACCGAGGUGGGCUUCAGCAUUAGAGAGCCCGAGCACCUGCCGGCGGAAGAGCGAGAGCGCGAGACAGAGGAAUUCCUAGACUCUUUCAAACAAGAGUCGAUGAUCUCGCAGUCAUUUGUACAAGAAUCAAUGAUUUCCGAGUCAGUGUGCAGCCUGACGCCGUCCAACUCGGCGUCGCAAGCCGGCCUUCAUGGCCGUAAAAUGAGUGCCUCGGAGAGCUACACCAAAUACAUUGCUUCCAUCUCGUACUGGAACGAGAAGAAGGGCCAGUGGAAGGACAUUUCCCUCGAGCCCUGCUCCAUCCAGGUGACGGCCGGUGUCAUCGAGGCCUAUUCUUUGGUCAUGAGCCCUGGAGGAGAACCCGACGUCCCGCUUGUUUCCCUCGAGCUCACGCCACUCAUCCUUCUCCGCCAGUCUACCGUUGUUGACCUUGAAAUACGCUCAGCCGUCAAGGACAACUGCAAGAACAAGGACAUUGGUGGAGGCAACUUCCGCUUCCGUUGCCCGUCGGCUACUGAAUGCUACGACCUGUACAUGGCCGUUCAUCAUGCACGCCUCAACAAUCAAAAGUUCAUCCAGCUCGAGAAUGAGGCGCGGUAUCAGUCGUUUGGCCAGAGACCUGCAGAAGAUACCGAGGACAAUAGCAGCCGUCACCGCAGCUGGUUCGGACGCAAGAACAGCUACCGCGCGUCGACCCGCGCCCCGUCUCAGUCACAAGAUGGAAGUACCCCCUCGUCGAGUCUGUCUGCUACGAGCUUCCUCAAGAGACUCACCCAAGGUAACGCUUUCAACAUCGCUCGGUCUUCCAUCGAUAAGCAUGGUCACUUCUCCAACAGCAACAGCCUCUAUGGAUCCGGCUCAUCUUCCGAUGGCUACCCCCGCUCCCCGUCGAUUAGCAUUUACUCCAACUCUAUCCGCAGUCCUCUAUCGUCCGACAAUAUCAAGAUUCGCCUGCACCUGCUUGUCAGCUCGAACAAGUGGGAGGACUACGGUAACUGUCUCAUACAGAUCCGCCGCCCGCCACCGGGCUGGCACCAAGACCUUCGCGCGAACCACGGCCUCGAAAAGCGCGUCACGGUUACAACGAUGCCCAAGAAAUCAGACAAGGCACGCAUUAUCCUCGAUGCUGUGCUGGGCAGCGGCUGCUUCACUCCUAUGGGCAGUAGAGGCAUCAUCUGCGGUAUCUGGGAGGAGAUCCGCGAUGAGAGGGGCGAAAUCGGCGUGGCGCCCAAGACGGGCGGUGCCGCCGGCUCGGUCAAAAAGUGGUGCUUCCAGUGCUCCAGCGCCUCGGAGGCAUCGUGGGUGUUGAGGCUCGUCCACCAAGAGGUUGGCGUGGAACUCCGAGACUGA
This is a messenger RNA of Colletotrichum orchidophilum, 5538 nucleotides long. RefSeq lists its product as uncharacterized. The record is from RefSeq and is a predicted model, not a curated record. Bases 1 to 5538 code for a protein of 1845 amino acids. NCBI's taxonomy places the organism in Eukaryota, Fungi, Ascomycota, Sordariomycetes, Glomerellales, Glomerellaceae. The transcript has 2 exons.